AUGGAAGAAAUAGUUCAGCAACAACAGCUAGAAGAGCCUGAAGGAAACGAACAAGUCCCUCCUUUGGAAACUAACUUCACAGAACUAGAUGAAGAUUUGGAACAGCCGAAAAAUUUUGACCCUCAACAAGAGUAUGAGGAGAAUAUGGAAUCUUUCCAAGAGUCUAAGAAAAAUUCGGCUGACAUAGUAGAAGGAUAUCGAAAAAUGUUCACCGACAUACAAAAGACUCCAACAUCAGAUGAAAAUAUUCAGCAUAGAAUGGAAGUACUGAAAGAAAAUGUACGCAAAUACAAUAA
Molecule: messenger RNA, 296 nt
Organism: Trichomonas vaginalis G3
Lineage: Eukaryota; Parabasalia; Trichomonadida; Trichomonadidae
Product: protein of unknown function, DUF4106 family
Exons: 1
Source: RefSeq, a predicted model, not a curated record